AUGUCUGACAAGGAAACAACAUCCGGCACCGGCACCGACACCGAUAACAACACCCUGCGUGCCGACCACACACCCGUUUCAGCCGCCGCCAUCGCCCAGGGCAACCUGGCCGGCAUCCGCACCAAGGUCACCGAUGUGGAGAAGAACAGCGGCGCACCAAAUAGUGACGACGACGACAAGGCGGACGACGACAAAAACGGCGUUGCCGCGCCUGCACAGGCGCCGUCGCCCUUUGGGGAUGCGCCCGACGGCGGCCUGCAGGCCUGGCUGGUCGUCCUCGGCGCGUGGGCGACGUCCUUUUGCAGCUUCGGCUGGAUCAACAGCAUCGGCGUCUUCCAGGACUACUACGAGAACGGCCCGCUGUCCAACUACUCGUCGAGCACCAUCUCGUGGAUCCCGUCGCUGCAGCUCUUCUUCAUCAUGGCCCUGGGCCCCGUCAUCGGGUACCUGUUUGACGCGUACGGGCCGCGCUACUUGAUCCUGGGCGGCACGCUGCUCCACGUCUUUGGCCUCAUGAUGGCCUCUCUCUCCUCGCAGUACUACCAGUUUAUGCUGUCGCAGGGCGUCUGCAGCGCCAUCGGCGCCGCCGCCAUCUUCCAGCCCGCCCUCAGCUGCCUCCCCGGCUGGUUCAGCAAGCGCCGCGGCCUCGCCUACGGCAUCUUGGCCACGGGCACCUCGGUGGGCGGCGUUAUUUUCCCCAUCAUGGUCAGCCGCCUCAUCGACAGCGUCGGCUACGGCUGGGCCAUGCGCGCCAGCGCCUUUCUGAUCCUGGGCCUGCUCGUCUUGUCCAACCUGACCGUCCGCUCCCGCUUCCACUCCCACCCCAGCUUCCAGCGGGCCCCGCCCCUAACCCGCAAGCAGAUGGUCACGCCCUUUUUCGAGCCCGGCUUUGCCACCAUGCUCGCCGGCAUCUUCUUCAUGACCUUUGGCAUCUUCGCGCCCAUCGACUACAUCCCGGUCGCCGCCCUGGCCACCGGCAACGUCACCCCCAGCCUCGCCCUCUACAUGGUGUCCAUCUUCAACGCGCUGUCGCUCUUCGGCCGCCUGCUCGCCGGCUGGGUGUCGGACCGCAUCGGCAAGUACAACGCCUUCAUCAUCGCCUGCUACGCCGCCGGCGUCGUCGUGCUCGCCCUCUGGAUCCCCGGCACGAGCCGGUCUGCCCAGAUCGGCUUUGCUGCCAUCUUUGGCUUCUUUUCCGGCGCCUACAUUGCCCUCAUUGGCUCGCUCGUCGCCCAGGUGUCCGCCCCCAAGGAGAUUGGCUACCGCACCGGCCUCGUGUUUCUCAUCGCCGCCAUCCCCAGCCUCACCACGAGCCCCAUUGCCGGUGCCAUCCUGUCCGCCAACAACAGCUGGCUCGGCGUCAAGAUUUUUUCUGGCGUGCUGCUACUCCUCGGCUCGUCCGUGACCCUGGCCGCGCGUGUCAUCUACACCGGCUUCAAGCCGACGGCCGUUUUCUGA
This is a messenger RNA of Sporothrix brasiliensis 5110, 1458 nucleotides long. RefSeq names its product monocarboxylate transporter. Lineage: Eukaryota; Fungi; Ascomycota; Sordariomycetes; Ophiostomatales; Ophiostomataceae. Gene Ontology annotation, cellular component: fungal-type vacuole membrane. Gene Ontology annotation, molecular function: transmembrane transporter activity. The record is from RefSeq and is a predicted model, not a curated record. Gene Ontology annotation, biological process: transmembrane transport. Bases 1 to 1458 code for a protein of 485 amino acids. The transcript has a single exon.